Molecule: messenger RNA, 1530 nt
Organism: Cynoglossus semilaevis (tongue sole)
Lineage: Eukaryota; Metazoa; Chordata; Actinopteri; Pleuronectiformes; Cynoglossidae
Gene: isg20
Product: interferon stimulated exonuclease gene
Cellular component (GO): nucleus
Molecular function (GO): nucleic acid binding; exonuclease activity
Source: RefSeq, a predicted model, not a curated record
GCUUAGCCUGUAGAUGGCGUAUGCGCACAAUUUAGCACCAUCUUGUAACACGAAGAAGCCCAGAAGCCAAUGAAUUAUAAGCACAGUCGACUUGUUCAGACAUGUUCCAGUAUUCCACGUGCUACACACAGAUGCAAGAAAUGACUUCCAGGCCACUUCUAUUAGUUGACGAUGACAGGGGUGUGUAAGAAGCACAAAGCAUCCUCGUGGGGGCUUCUCAACAACCACAGGUAUUUGUACAAAAAAGCUCUGAUGCUAAACGCCAUGGAAAGUGCAAGAGCAAGGGAUCGGUGUCAAAAGAUGUGUUUCAGUGUGAAGAGGAAAAGCACAGACACACACGUCGAGUCACUGGUUAAAAAUAAAUUACUUAAAAAAAUGGAACAAAUCUGCGAAUCUCCCCUAAGUCAAAAACCCACACACUCUGAACCCUGGAGUUCUAAUGCAACUAAACCCGAACUUUCGAUUUUGGACCAAAACACUUUAGUCACGGUGCUCGCAGACAGAUGGGAGAUCGACAGUGGGUUUUCCUCUGAAGUCAGUCCUCCAACCAGUGGUCGAAGUUCACCAUGUCUUAGUCCCUGUCCAACCACUGUAGUGGCGUUGGACUGUGAGAUGGUUGGGACGGGGCCUGGUGGGCGCUGCAGUGAGCUGGCCCGCUGCAGCAUCCUGGACUAUCAUGGCAACGUCCUGUACGACAAAUACAUCAAACCGUGUUCCCCUGUCACAGACUACAGAACGCCAUGGAGUGGCAUCAGGAGUGUCGCCAUACCCUUCGUUCAGGCCAGAGACGAGGUCAUCAGUAUACUUGAAGGCAGAGUGAUUGUGGGCCACUCUGUGUACCACGACUUUGAGGCGCUGGACAUACAGCAUCCAUGUCACAUGGUCAGGGACACGAGUACAACACGUCUUCUCAGCCGGUUGGCUGGUUUUCCACGAGAACGAUGCGCUUCGCUAAAGAUUUUAGCUCAAAAGCUGCUUGACAGGAGGAUACAAGUUGGGAAGAGAGGUCACUGCUCGGUGGAAGACGCUCAGGCCGCACUCGACCUCUACAAGCUGGUGGAGGGAGAGUGGGAGCAGGAGCUGCAGAACAAGCUGAGGAAUGAUGACGCUCCUCAGGAGCCCAGCUUUGCCUCUUCCAACCACUACAUGCAGGACGAGUACUGGCCCAGUGAUGUCACAACAUAGAAAUCAACAGCCAGUGUGCCAUGGCUAAAGCAGUGGCUGCUGGGAAAUACCUCAGUCGUUACAGUGAGCAGAGGAGCACUACACGAACCAUGUGUUUUUAAAAAAAAAAAAAUUCUUUAGUCAUUUUAACAUGUUUGAGAUGAAAAUGUGUUAACUUAUUUAAAAAUGUGAAAAACAAUGUUUUUAACAUUUUGCUCAUAUACCUCAUAUCGAGUUGUUAAAGACUUGAUUUGGUGUGAAAGGUGUUUGGAAUCUUUUUCUCCAACAGAUCAUUGUGAACAAUGUAUAUCAUAUGUUGGAAAUGGCUGCUGCAAGUAAAAAAUAAAACAGCCAAAAUCUGGGAAA